AAGAUAAUCAUUCGGCUCGUUGAGUCAUGCUUUGCCUUCUUGCGCUCUGUCGAAAGAUACCUUUCAUGUUGUAAAUAAUACUGGGUGAAAGGAAGCCUCAGACCGAAGAUGGGCAAGCUUUUGAGUCUUCUGGCUCGAGACGAGUCUACCUGUUGCCAGAAAGUCUAUCAAAAGUACGACGUCUUUUUGGAUUUCGAGAACGCACAACCAUCCGACUUGGAGAGGGAAACCUUCGAAGCGGUGCAGAGAGUUUUGAAAAAUUCAGAAUCUAUCCUAGAGGAGAUUCAAUGUUACAAAGGGGCCGGGAAAGAAAUCAGAGAGGCGAUUUCGGCGCCUACGGAAGAGUGUCAACGGAAAGCCUAUCUGACCGUUGCCCCCUUGGUCGCGAAGCUGAAAAGAUUCUAUGAAUUUUCAUUGGAACUCGAAAAGGUAGUGCCGAAAAUAUUGGGUCAACUAUGUUCCGGGAACAUCUCGCCGACCCAACAUCUCGAGACCCAGCAGGCUUUGGUGAAACAGCUGGCGGAAAUUCUGGAGUUCGUCUUGAAAUUCGACGAGCACAAGAUGAAGACACCCGCCAUUCAGAACGACUUCAGUUAUUAUCGAAGGACGUUGACCAGAGCAUCCCUGGCGCGACAGGAGAACGCUGAGAAGGAUCUCGUAGUCGGGAACGAGCUGGCCAACCGAAUGUCCUUGUUCUACGCCAACGCGACACCCAUGCUUCGCGUUCUGAGUCACGCGACCAUUACUUUCUUGAUGGACAACGAAGACAUAGCACGCGAGAACAUCACGGAAACCCUUGGUACCAUGGCCAAGGUUUGCCUGCGCAUGUUAGAAAAUCCCAAUCUACUGGCGCAAUUCCAACGAGAGGAAACUCAACUCUUUGUUCUGAGAGUGAUGGUAGGGUUAGUGAUCCUUUAUGAUCACGUUCAUCCGCAAGGUGCCUUCGUUAAAGGUUCGAAUGUCGAUGUUAAAGGCUGUGUAAAAUUACUGAAGGAUCAACCACCCUGCAAGAGCGAGGGUCUGCUAAACGCUCUUCGCUACACCACCAAGCAUCUGAACGAGGAGAACACACCUAAGAAUAUCAAGAACCUGCUAGCAGCAUGAUUACCGAAGCAGCGCGGCUGCUGCAUCAGAAGCUGAAACAGUUGGGUUGCUGAUAUUCAAGAAGCUGAACGAGCAACGUAUCCGUUUCGCGUAGCGCGCCACAAGGACGUCGAAGAUGAUAUCCUCGCGUUUCCACAUGACCCAAGCAAAAUCUCCUGUUCCUGAUCGUGGUUGGGUGGUGGACCACUAAAAAAAAAAAACAAACAAAAACGUGUCUUUCGUAAUCGAGUCUUAUAGCUGCCCGAAAACUGCCGACUUCUACAUUUUACCUUCUGACAAAAACCACAAAAAAAAAAGAAAAGAAACAAAAAAAAAAACAAGGUAGGGAAAUUGUAGAAAGGCAAGGAAACGAGACGACUGAACAUCGGAGGAAUUGCUGAACUCGGUUUUGCAAGCGAUGCCUUUAUCGCAGUUGCGAGCCCGAGCAUUUAGGAAUUAUCAUUACGAUAUUACUAUUCACACACUCUCUCAUACCACGUUGAUUAUUAUUGAUCAUCGCUAAUCACACAGGUCACAGAUUCUCACCUAAAAAAAGAAAAAAACAUUUUGCCACCGUUUCUCACUGGAAAAUCCGGCGCUCGAAGGACCAUUGCUAUUAUUGCCACUAUUAUUGCGAUUAUUCACGUUCGUUCGAGUUCAUUACCGUCACCAAAGUAUUAUUAUUAUUGCCCUGACUAACUAACGUCACCACGUGUACUAACAUUGUAUUCGCCUGCCCUAGCAGGGGGGAGGAAAGGGAUCGAGUUAAUUAGAGCAUAUCAGUAAGCAUAUUUAGGGUAAUUUCGAUGAUUGCGAAGUGUUACGAUCAGAGGUUUUAAUAACGUUGUAAGAUAUUGUGCAGAUCUUUAGCACUUGUUUUCUUUGUUGAAACGGUUGUCAUCCGAGAG
Molecule: messenger RNA, 1991 nt
Organism: Habropoda laboriosa
Lineage: Eukaryota; Metazoa; Arthropoda; Insecta; Hymenoptera; Apidae
Product: protein FAM49B
Exons: 7
Coding region: 109-1104 (331 amino acids)
Biological process (GO): regulation of actin filament polymerization
Molecular function (GO): small GTPase binding
Source: RefSeq, a predicted model, not a curated record